This is a messenger RNA of Melitaea cinxia (Glanville fritillary), 1566 nucleotides long. Its product is annotated as mitochondrial genome maintenance exonuclease 1-like. Gene Ontology annotation, molecular function: single-stranded DNA exodeoxyribonuclease activity. Gene Ontology annotation, cellular component: mitochondrion. The transcript has 5 exons. The record is from RefSeq and is a predicted model, not a curated record. NCBI's taxonomy places the organism in Eukaryota, Metazoa, Arthropoda, Insecta, Lepidoptera, Nymphalidae. Gene Ontology annotation, biological process: mitochondrial DNA replication. Bases 161 to 1369 code for a protein of 402 amino acids.
CAAAGGUAUAACAAUUUAUUUCUGAGAUUAUUGGUCGAAUUUGAUCCUUUCAAUUUGUAAUUUUCUAAUCUAGGAUCUAUCUAAGUUCAAACUGCAAAUAAAGAUUAACACAGAAUAGUUUGUAUAUCUAAAAAAUAACAAUUGUAAUUUUUUCACUACUAUGCAUCGACCGCUUGUUAGGCUGGUUAAAAAACUCUUUCUAGAAAAACAAGCCUUCAGAAAUAAAGUUGUUAAGCCCGCUUCAUUCCUGAAACCGGCAGAUAAAAUAAAGCAAUAUAAUAAAGAAAAUAAAGAACUGUUUGGACCACUAUUGGAGACGAAUAAGCAAAAAAAAAGUAGAUUGAAGAAGGAAGCUAAAAAUAGACCACAUCAAAACAACGGAGAGACAGCAUCGAAUGAAAGUACGCAAAAGUUUAUCGAUGUUACAAGCCACAAUGCUGCAGUGAGUCGAAGCCUACACGAUAAUAAGCUUAACAGUGUAAUAAGGAGUGUUAAAAUAUUAGAACACAACAUGUGGCAAAAAACGAGAACUUGUUAUAAUCUAGUGGCAGUUUUGUUCAACGGUACACCAGUCCGGGGUAUAAGAACAGCUGCAAUCAAUAAUGCAACGAGCAGUUCUGCAGCCCAGCCAGGGUAUGCGAGUGAGGACAAAAUACUUCAAAUAAAACAACACCAAAAUGAUUACACACAGCAGUAUCCGUCUGUUACAUUAAUAUUAAACAAAACUAUGACAGAAGAGUCUAGGAAGUUAUUAGAAAAGUGGAAGAAGGAAAGAAUAGAGGAAAUGGGCUUGGAGGAAUUUAACAGGUUUUACCAAGCUCAACUAGCCGCCGGUACUAAGUUCCACAAUACCCUCAAAACAUACUUCACUCAACCAAGAUCACAGCUACGUAUAGAGAAAGACGUUGAAGGGGUCUGGACGUCCGUCGCGGAGGUAUUGAAAAGUAUAUCUUCGCCGAAGGCAAUUGAAUCAAAUGUAAUACACCCAGUCCUGAAGUACAGGGGGAUAUUUGAUGCUAUCGCUGAUUAUGAAGAAAAACCAACUUUAAUCGAAUGGAAGAAAUCGGAUAAGCCACGCAAGUCUAUAACAAUGACAUACGACAAUCCUGUCCAACUGGCCGCUUACUUCGGAGCAGUAAGCAAUGACCUUAACUACAAACAUUUUAAUGUGCGCGAUGCUUUACUGGUCAUAGCUUACACUGAUGGCUCCAAAGCAGAGGUAUUCCACUUACCAACAGACAAACUCAGAGAACAUUGGGCCCAAUGGUUAAUUAGGCUUGAAGAAUAUAUGGAUAAAUUCAACAAUGCUUCGGAGAAGAAAUUAGAAGGUGGUAAACGGUUAUUCGAGGAGGAAAUCGGGAAUCUCUAAUAAAUUCAGAGACAGUUCAUCAUGGAUCUUAUCUACAUUAUAAUCGUUCAAAUACCUUGCAAUCGGAGUCUCGUUGGAUUGAAAAAUAAUUUGGAAAUGUCAGACAGGUGUUGCAAUAUAAAAACAGCGCAACCGUAUGGAAACACUUAAAAAAAAAGAUGGUUGAUGAUUUCAGAAUAAAAUAAAGUUUAAUAACA